AUGUUUCCUCAGGUUCUGUGUAAAGUUGUGUUACAGUCAGUUGUUGUUGGUCGCUGUGUGACUCGCGCCGCUGCUACACACACACGGACACACACCCCGGCUCUGCUCGUCCGCUGCUUCUCGGACCGGAAGGAACAAGUCGGACCGAAGAUCGACGAGGCUCUGCUGCAAGUCCUCGUCUGUCCCCUGUCCAAGAAACAGCUGAGAUACGAGGCUGAGACCAACGAGCUGAUCAACGACGAGCUCGGCAUCGCGUACCCGAUCCUGGACGGGAUCCCCAACAUGAUCCCUCAGGAGGCCCGACUGAUCCAGAAAGACUCCGACGCCUCCGAGUAG
Molecule: messenger RNA, 336 nt
Organism: Limanda limanda (common dab)
Lineage: Eukaryota; Metazoa; Chordata; Actinopteri; Pleuronectiformes; Pleuronectidae
Product: protein preY, mitochondrial-like
Exons: 2
Coding region: 1-336 (111 amino acids)
Source: RefSeq, a predicted model, not a curated record